Mastomys coucha (southern multimammate mouse) is the source of this 683-nucleotide messenger RNA. It is a transcript of the gene Pfdn5, whose product is annotated as prefoldin subunit 5. Gene Ontology annotation, cellular component: prefoldin complex; cytoplasm. The record is from RefSeq and is a predicted model, not a curated record. The coding region runs from base 69 to 533 and encodes 154 amino acids. The transcript is spliced from 6 exons. Gene Ontology annotation, biological process: protein folding; regulation of DNA-templated transcription. NCBI's taxonomy places the organism in Eukaryota, Metazoa, Chordata, Mammalia, Rodentia, Muridae.
UAACGCAGAGGGUGGCUAGAGCGUCACUCGCCUAGGCAGCUUCCUCUUCGCCAGGCCUCCUUCCCAACAUGGCGCAGUCGAUUAACAUCACGGAGCUGAAUCUGCCACAACUGGAAAUGCUCAAGAACCAGCUGGACCAGGAAGUGGAGUUUUUGUCCACGUCCAUUGCUCAGCUCAAGGUGGUACAGACCAAGUAUGUGGAAGCCAAGGACUGUCUGAAUGUGCUGAACAAGAGCAACGAGGGAAAAGAAUUACUGGUCCCACUGACGAGUUCUAUGUAUGUUCCCGGGAAGCUACAUGAUGUGGAGCAUGUACUUAUCGAUGUGGGAACCGGCUACUACGUGGAGAAGACAGCUGAGGAUGCCAAGGACUUCUUCAAAAGGAAGAUAGACUUUCUUACCAAACAGAUGGAGAAAAUCCAGCCAGCACUGCAGGAGAAGCAUGCCAUGAAACAGGCUGUCAUGGAAAUGAUGAGCCAGAAGAUUCAGCAGCUCACAGCCCUGGGGGCAACGCAGGCUACUGCCAAGGCAUGAGAACUGUGUUGCAGCAAUGAAGCAAAGAGGGACCAUUUUUCAAGGGGCCUGGGACUGUUUCCGGCAAUGGCCUCCUGGGAAAGUGGGCUGGGAAAGUGUCUGGGAAGAGAGGGUCUUGUGUUUAAUGUUAAUAAAUGUGCCAGCUGAGCA